GGGUUCCACACUUCCACUCAAAAGGGAGGGGCCAAAGGAUAAGAUGGAAGGCAAGACAGAAUGAACAGAAGCCGAAUUGAAUUCACAGUUCACUCAUGUCAGUCCCUGCCGCCACUUCUUUAUAUACAUCCCACCUUCAGUUCUCAUCCACCCCACGGUAUCUAUGGUGCCAACAAGAGAGCGACUAGUGGAAAUAGUAGUAGGAAAAAAGAGGAGCUGGAGCCGGAGCUGCUGCCACUGCAUUGAUCAGUAGCAGCUGCUGUGAAAUGAUCUCCUCUCACAAGAAAGAACAAGAACCAGUUCCCCCAGUCCGUGGUACAAAUACUCCGUGUCUGCAUCCCCAGCUAGCUAAGCUAAGUAUCCCAACUUCCUAAGGUGCCGCUAUAUAAAAGCGAGCAGCUCGAACAUAACCGCACCAAAAGGACCCAGGGCCAGGCCAGCUGAGCUCGCUCGCCGGCUCGUGCGCGCGGCGCGCAUCGCCCACCUCUCCCGACCCUCCCCUUGCUACCUUAUGAGCUAGCCACCUAGCUAGCUUGGCGCAGCGGCCGGCCGGAAUCGAGAGAGCGCGCGGCGGUGAGAAAGAGAGAGAUCGGUCAGGUUAGUCAGUCAUGGAUACCAUCCGGUGCUGCAUCGCGUGCAUCCUGCCGUGCGGGGCGCUGGACGUGGUGCGCAUCGUGCACUCCAACGGCCGCGUGGAGGAGAUCAGCGAGCCAGUGCUCGCGGGGGAGAUCAUGAAGGCCUACCCCAAACACGUCCUCCGGAAGCCGCCGUCCACGUGCCCGGCCGACGGCGGCGGGGGCAUCGUCGUCCAGAAGCCCGUCAUCCUGCCGCCCAAUGCCGAGCUGCAGAAGGGCAAGAUCUACUUCCUCAUGCCAGUCAUGGCCGCCCCGGCCCCGGUGCCAGAGAAAGCCGCGGCGGUGAAGGCGCCUGUUGCACAUGCCGCGUCGGCGGCGAGGAGGCGAAGGAGGAGGAAGGAUCAGGCCGCGCCACGGCACCACGCUGCCUGCAGCAACGCGGCAGCGACGGUCGGGUCGGGCGGCGGCGCGGAUGGCGAGAAGGAGCGGCUUCUGGCCAACGAGAGGUACCUGUCGGAGAUCAUGAAGGAGAAGGCCUCCACGGCGAGGGACCGGCGGCGGGGGCGCGUCGCCGUGUGGCGGCCGCACCUGGAGAGCAUCACCGAGGAUGACUUGUAAUCAAGCAAGGUGUUUUGUUUUUUUCACCUUUCUUUUCAUUUCUUUUAGUUCUUAUUAUUACUGGAGUUAGUAGUUUCAUGCUUCCUCUUUUGUCAAUUCCUUCUGUUUUGCCCUUUGUUUUUAUUUUUGCCUUCUUUUCCCUGGCCCCGUCCCCUUUAGAGCACCAUCAUCAUCCUCUCC
Molecule: messenger RNA, 1373 nt
Organism: Phragmites australis (common reed)
Lineage: Eukaryota; Viridiplantae; Streptophyta; Magnoliopsida; Poales; Poaceae
Exons: 1
Coding region: 609-1193 (194 amino acids)
Source: RefSeq, a predicted model, not a curated record